Messenger RNA from Rhopalosiphum padi (bird cherry-oat aphid), 1390 nucleotides. Its product is annotated as phosphoribosyl pyrophosphate synthase-associated protein 2-like. The record is from RefSeq and is a predicted model, not a curated record. Lineage: Eukaryota; Metazoa; Arthropoda; Insecta; Hemiptera; Aphididae. The coding region runs from base 209 to 1279 and encodes 356 amino acids. The transcript is spliced from 8 exons. Gene Ontology annotation, biological process: 5-phosphoribose 1-diphosphate biosynthetic process; purine nucleotide biosynthetic process. Gene Ontology annotation, molecular function: magnesium ion binding; ribose phosphate diphosphokinase activity. Gene Ontology annotation, cellular component: ribose phosphate diphosphokinase complex; cytoplasm.
GCAGUUCUGGAUCAAGACUUUACAAUGGUCUUCUCUUUAUUAAAUAUUUAAAGUGAAGAACACAUCAAGAAUAAUUUGUACUAGGAAUUUUGGUGUAGAUGUUAAAUAUACAUCUGCACAUAGAAAUUCUCGUUAAGUUUUUAAUUUAUUGAAAGAAUAUCGAAGUACAGAACACUUCUUGACGUCUGCCAAACGUAUAUUAAUCACCAUGGCUAGAGCUAAAUCAACGGACAUCAUGUUAAUUAGCGGAAAUUCGCAUGUCAAAUUAGCUAAUUUAGUCGCUUGUCAACUUGGUGUAAAACCAGCUCGGUUGCCUGUUUCUUAUACCACCAACAGAGAAACAUUUGUCCAAAUAAAAGAAUCUGUACGUGGAAAAGACAUAUACAUCAUUCAAACUGGUUCAAAAGAUGUAAAUAAUAAUAUAAUGGAACUUUUGAUCAUGGCAUAUGCGUGUAAAACUUAUUCUGCCAAAAGCAUUGUUGGAGUUAUUCCUUAUCUACCCUACAGUAAACAAUGUAAAAUGCAAAAACGAGGUUCUAUUGUAUGCAAACUUUUGGCAGAGAUGUUGUAUUCGUCAGGCUUAACUCAUGUGAUUACAAUGGAUCUUUACCAGAAAGAAAUUCAAGGUUUUUUUGAAUGUCCAGUUGACAAUUUGAGAGCAUCACCAUUACUUUUACAAUAUAUUCAAGAAUGUAUCCCUGAUUAUUGUAAUGCUGUGAUAGUUGCAAGAAAUCCUGGAACAACAAAACAAGCUACAUUUUAUGCUGAUCAUUUACGUUUAAGAAUUGCUGUUAUUCACGGAGAACAGAAAGAAUCUGAUUCCGAUGUGGUUGAUGGAAGAAAUUCUCCGCCACCGGCAACGUCAUGCUCAAAAGCAAUGGAUGUUGGAGUAGGAAUACCAGAAUAUCCAGUCAAAGAAAAACCUCCCAUGAAUAUAGUGGGUGAUGUUAAUGACCGUAUAGCUAUUAUAGUGGAUGAUAUGUUAGAUGAUGUUACAUCAUUUGUAAUUGCCGCUGAAGUGUUGAAAAAACAUGGUGCUUAUAAAAUUUAUGUUUUGGCUAUUCAUGGUAUUUUAUCUUCUGAUGCUCCAAGACUUAUUGAAUAUUCGCCAAUUGAUGAAGUGAUUGUGACAAAUACGAUUCCUCAUGAAGUCCAAAAAAUGCAAUGUCACAAAAUCAAAACUGUGGACAUAAGUAUUUUACUAUCAGAGGCUAUUCGUAGAAUUCAUAAUAAAGAGUCCAUGUCAUAUUUAUUCAAAAAUGUCACUCUAGAAGAUUAAAAUAUCUAUAAAUUUUAUUAAUUUAUUUAAUUGUGUUAAAAUGAAGAACAUAAAAAAUUGAAUAUAAAAUUAAAUACAAAAUUAAAAGAAUUCUCAAUAUUAAUUUAUUAA